UAUGCCGUACCAGAACAGAAGCCUGUGAUCGUGUGUAGCAUAAGCAUAUAUCCAAAAUAAAUUGCCGUCGUAGCCUCCUCAUAGUAUAAGAUGAAAACUUCCAGAAGCAGAAAUUGCUCUUGACUUAAUAACUCUGUUACAAACCCUCACUUCCAUCAUUUGGCCAAAAGCGUCUGCAGCGCACCAUUUGCCAGUCCAGUGUACCCCACCGUCAUAAUCCAUCGACUCCGCCAUAAUGCGCUCAACAUCCACUAUCACCACGCCCGACGGCAUAACCUGGUACUUCGAACAAGAAGGUACCGGCCCGCACAUAGUGCUCAUUCCCGACGGCCUAGGAGACUGCCACAUGUUUAAGAAGCCCCUAUCCCUGAUAGCCAAUAGUGGAUUCACCGUCACCACCUUCGACAACCCGGGUCUAUCCCGGUCCUCCAACGCACCACCCGAAACAUACCAAAACUUCACCCCUCACAAGCUCGCAGGCCAGGUUUUCAGUUUGCUGGACAAUCUGCACAUCGACAUCGCCACAUUCUGGGGCUGCAGUUCGGGCGGCGCGGUGGUUUUGGCACUGGCGGAUAAUUACCCCGAGCGCGUGCGCAAUGGAAUGCCGCAUGAAGUCCCAACUUAUGCGUUCAAAGCUUUACUGGAUCUUCUUGAAGAAGACAACAUGACCAUAUCCUCUAAGAUGAAAGAUUUCGUGCCCUCAGGUCUCGUAGGCAAUGUCUCGGCGCGGGACGCGCUGGGGCCGGAUUGCCAUGCGAGAUUGUGGAAGAACUACCGGCGGUUCAUUCGUGAGUAUGUUUCCACGUUUUCGCGGAGCUCGCCCAUACGUCUGGAAGGUUUGAGGAAGAGGCCACUGGAUUGGAGUGUCGGGGCGAAGACGCCGACGGCGGCAUUUUUGGAUAAUAUUGUUGUGGCUACAAGGGCUGGAGUUGGGGUUACGGCGUUGUCGGGUAUGCAUUAUCCGUACGUGACGGAUUUUGAGGAGUUUGCAAGGUAUGUGGUGGAUACGACGAGGAAAUACUUGUGAAGACUUGAAUACUUGCGGAGAGGUGAGUUUUGGCCUGGCUCUGAGCAGGCUCGCGGGCAUGAUAAAGCAGCAUAAUUCAAUGGCUGCCAUCAACUCCGAAAUAUAUGGGAGGAGGGGCCGGAAUAG
Molecule: messenger RNA, 1153 nt
Organism: Pseudomassariella vexata
Lineage: Eukaryota; Fungi; Ascomycota; Sordariomycetes; Amphisphaeriales; Pseudomassariaceae
Product: zearalenone hydrolase
Exons: 1
Coding region: 236-1027 (263 amino acids)
Source: RefSeq, a predicted model, not a curated record